Molecule: messenger RNA, 6038 nt
Organism: Bombina bombina (fire-bellied toad)
Lineage: Eukaryota; Metazoa; Chordata; Amphibia; Anura; Bombinatoridae
Gene: SLC22A23
Product: solute carrier family 22 member 23
Exons: 10
Coding region: 1184-3142 (652 amino acids)
Biological process (GO): transmembrane transport
Cellular component (GO): membrane
Molecular function (GO): transmembrane transporter activity
Source: RefSeq, a predicted model, not a curated record
UACUGGAUCUGUUGGGAUACAUGAAUCUUAUACUUCACCGGCUCUGCAGGUUGGCUUUGGUGGAGCUACCAAUACUUCCGGGAGGCGUUGAUUAAAAAUGAAAAGGGAAAGAGGGAGAAGGGAUGUCACACAGUGCAGUUGCUGCUGAACAGUGACAGAACCGGGUGGAUUGUAUUUUUUUUAUUUGUUUCCUGUCUGGAAAAUGUGGAAAUAUAAUUGAUAAUAUCUAAGCUGCAUUGCACAACCUGGCCUGCUCUGGAGGUGACCCUUAUUACCCAGCCGUGUUCAUCUACAGGAAUUCACAGGUUGUACACAUGAGUGUGCGCCUUCGUCCGAAUGUUCGUGGAUAAAUUUGUGAAAGCUUCACUGCAACACUAGAUCCAGUCAGGCUGUUGUCCUUGUGCGAGGUUCCUUUAUUAAAUGCUGUUUUCCACCAUUUCCAUAUGAUCGAGGAGCAAAAGACACGCAAUGUUUUUGUUGUUGCUGUAUCCAUUGUCUAUUUGCAUGUAGUGUGUAGACUAGUGUGUGAUUUACAGUAACGUAACAUUUGUUUGUUUUUAGCCCGUAUUAGUUUAUAGGCAGCAGAAGCCUUUGUUGUUGUAUUUAAUUAGGACAGAGCCAGUUGCUGCAUUGGGCACCUUGGCUGAGGCAGGAGGGUACUGCGUGCAAAACCCGGAAUGUAAUUUUGUGUCUAGGUAUAAGGAGAGGAGCUAUUUUGAAAUCAUAGACUGCUCCAGCACUGUGAUGAUGCAGCGGGAUUGAUUCAGCAGAAAAAUAAAUUAUUGUGUUAACAGAUAACCUGUGAGUGUUGUAGAUAGGCAAGAUUGCUUAAAGGUUAAAUUGAGAAUAGCGCAGUAGAACAAAUUGUAGUGUCCUAGAGGGCUGAUUAUAGAUAUUCAAUUGCUCUUAUGCAGUGACAGACCUGAUUGCAGAUAGUGCACAAUAGGUUGCUCAGAAAGCACCCUCUUGUGAUAAAGCGGGUAGUGGCCACAAUAGGUUGCUCAUAAAGUGGACUAUUAUAAAGCAGGUAGUGCUCUCAUAGGUUGCUCAGAAAGCAGACUUUGGUGAUUUGGCUCCAUAUAGCAACACAGCGGGUUGUAUACCUAUUGUCUACUCUUUCUCUGAUGUUUGGGUUCUGACAAUCAAGCCUUUUUUUCUGCCCCAGUAAGGAGGCUCUCCCAGUAUGUCCAUAGAUUUAAGUCGUGAGACCGGCUCGUCCUGGAGAAGGCAGCCAGAGAAUGAAGAGAAUGGCUCUGUGUUACCAGCCUCUGGUUCCACUGCCUCCCCUUCAGAAGACACUGGUCCACUCUCCACCUCACCAGCACACAUACCAGAACCUAAUUCCAGAUGUAACCCACUGCUACUGGACUAUGAUGGUUCAGUCAUGCCUUUCCUUGGUGGGCUUGGGAGCUUUCAGAGGAGGCUGGUGCUACUUACCUGGAUCCCUUCACUGAUCAUUGGAUUCAGCCAGUUCUCUGACUUUUUCCUUUUGGAACAGCCUAUAAAGUUUUGCAAAGUAAAUGUAAGUCUGCAUGACCAUGCCCGGGUUGGGGUGACACAGGAUGGCAACAACAGUGUGGGGACCCCAGGGGUAAUGCAGUCUCUCCCCCCUCCACAGUUGCCCACUACCACUGCACCCAGUGCUGGAGCCCUACCGCACCUUAAUGACAGCUGCCUGUGCCAUGAGUGGACAUACACCAUCCAAGCCGGACUUGUGCAGAAUGUGGUCAGUAAGUGGGAUCUUGUCUGCGAAUCCUCUUGGAAAGUGCAUAUUGCCAAGUUUUCUCUUGUUGUUGGAUUAAUCUUUGGAUACUUGAUAACUGGAUGUAUUGCUGACUGGAUUGGUCGUCGUCUUGUGCUGCUGUUUUCUACGGUUUUCAAUUUGAUUUUUGGUCUCUCUGUGGCACUGUCUGUGAAUGUGACGAUGUUCAGCACACUCAGGUUCUUUGAAGGUUUCUGUUUGGCUGGGAUAUAUCUGUCCUUGUUUGCUUUGCGAAUAGAACUUUGCCCUCCAGACCACAGGUUCAUGAUAACAAUGGUGGCAAACUUUAUUGUGAUGGGUGGGCAGUUCCUUCUGCCUGGUUUAGCGGCUCUCUGCAGAGACUGGCAGAUCUUGCAAGCGGUCAUUAUUUGUCCUUUCAUCCUAAUGCUGUCCUAUUUGUAUAUUUUUCCAGAAUCUUUAAGGUGGCUUAUGGCCACACAACAGUUUGAAGCUUCUAAGAAGCAAAUACUUAACAUUUUUCACAAGAACAAAAUCAAUUCUGAGAAUGAUAUCAAAGGAAUAAUGCCCGAAUUGGAGAGGGAGCUCAGUCGAAGGCCUAAGAAAGUCUGCAUUGUAAAGGUGGUGGGAACCAGGAACCUAUGGAAGAAUAUCUUGGUUCUUUGUGUAAACUCGCUCACUGGGUACGGAAUCCACCAUUGUUUUGCCAAAAGUCUGAUGGACCCAGAAGUAAACAUGAAAAUCAUGCACAACUUCUACGUGAACUACUUCACUAUGGCUGGGAUUACUCUGGCUUCCUGCCUAGCUAUGUGCCCUGUGGUGGGGUUUAUGGGCCGUAGAGGUGGACUCCUGCUCUUCAUGAUCCUCACAGCUCUGGCAUCACUACUUCAGCUUGGUCUUCUGAACUUGAUUGGAAAAUAUACUCAACAUCCAGAAAUAGGCAUGAGUGAUACUGUGAAAAACAAGUUCUCCAUCGUUUUCUCCAUCAUUGGAAUGUUUGCAUCUCAUGCUGUGGGAAGCCUAAGUGUUUUCUUCUGCGCUGAAAUCACACCCACCGUUAUCAGGGGUGGUGGUUUGGGACUAGUAUUGGCCAGCGCAGGCUUUGGAAUGUUGACUGCACCCAUCAUGGAACUUCACAACCAAAAGGGAUACUUUUUACACCAUGUUAUCUUUGCCUGCUGCACACUCAUUUGUAUCAUCUGCAUCCUCCUGCUGCCAGAAAGCAAGAACCAAAACUUGCCCGAGAACAUCCCAGAUGGAGAGCACUAUACCCGGCAGCCCCUCCUGCCCCACAAAAGAGGGGAGCAACCACUCUUGUUAACAAACUCAGAACUUAAGGACUACUCUGGCCUCCAUGACUCUUUAGCCAUAGGAGAUGGGAUUUCUGAAAACACCACUGUCAAUGGUAUCAAGUCUGCAUAACCAAGCUGCAUCCAUGGUAGAACAUCUCUUAUAUUUAUUAUUUGUUUCCCAAUUUGCACAGGUCUUACAGACCAACCAAUGGACUGUCUGAUACAGGGGACGCCUCCCAUAAAACUGCUGCUAAGCCCCUUCAACUUUCGGAAACACUUGUGGGAAGUACAAUUUCUAACAGCACUCCAGAAUAAUAAAAACAACAUUGAUGUUGAUGAUUUUCUUCAUUAAUUAAAAUGAGCCACUAUUAUAAAUAUUUAAAACGAAAAUGAAAGGGCCAUAUAUAGAAUUACAAUCUUUUUGACGAUACCUCCAUCAGAAUAUUCAUGUAUUAAAUGACGUACACAUUAAAUUGAUGAUACUGAAUUAACCCCCAGAUACCAACCAAGUACUUUAAUACAGUGCAAUGCAUGGACAUCUGGUGACAAAACGUUUCACGUGAAGAAAGGUUUAGCUACAGCCUUAGACCAGUACAUUUCAUUUAAAAUAUUUUGUCUACAUAAAGGAGGAAUUGUCACUGCUAUACGGAGAAACUCAUCACUGCCCACAGUUGCAGCACUUUUCUUGCACAGCAAGUGUGAAGAGAAAUUGAUUGGUGAAUGCCUACGUGAAUGUGAAAGGAAAAAAUGUGAUACAAUACUUUAGAAGAGGAGCUAAUGGACUCCUUAGGUUCAAACCAAGAUCUUUUUUUUUUUCUAGGUUACUUGAGCAAUACAAACCAAUUGGGGAAUUAAAUUAAUAUCACUACCUUCUCAUAAGCUGACAUAAAUCCAUGUGAAAUGCAGCUUUUUUUUUUAGCAAGCGUACCUAAUGGUUGUCCCUCAGAUUUCGCAUCCGGAAAUGAAGACACUUGUUAUAGGCCUAUAGAAGUAUGCAGAAUACAUGUGCCAAAUCCUGUUCAGUCAUCUCCUUCUAUGAAGUUUUGAUGCUUCAAGUUUUAUUUUCCUACAAACAUAGGGAUAUUGAUGAUGCACAAGAGGUAAAUCCUUGGCAAUCCUUAAAAACCAUGUUCCUAAGCAUUCUACUUGCCGGUAGCUCUUUAUAAUACACAAAAGUCUAUCCAUAGACUUUUAAGUGGCAAUUCAAUAUACUUCAGACAUUUUUUUUCAAUUAAUUUAUUAUGGAUAAUAUUUCUAUUGAUUAAGACACCUUAUUUUUUUAACGUCAUUAUUAUGUUGCAUAAAUAUUGCUUUGUCUCUUUAAAAUCAUACAAAAUGACAAAUCAUUUUAGAAGUAUCUUAAUAAAUUAACUAUUUAAACCGUAUAAUUUUUUUCUUAUAAUGACUAUAAUCUAAAAUCAACUUUAUCUCUUGAUAAAGUCUAGCGGCAGUUAAACAUUAAUCUGGGUGUCAGUUAAUAGUUAAGAAUAUUUUUUUUGUUAAGCACAGAAGAAAUAGCAAAUUUCUGAGUAAACUAUAGCAGGAAAAUCUCAAAUGUAGGAACGCAAAAAAAAUAAUUAUAUAUAUCGGGUUUAAUCUGUUGUAUUCAUCCAAACUUUGGCUCUGAUGAAGAGAUAUGUAUUUCACUGUAAUUGUAGAUUAUGUCAAAAACCAUUCUGUGUGCAUCAAAUAGAAGUAGCAUCCUUCCUCGUGCAGGAAGUACUUUAGUAAUAUGGAAUAAAAUAAUAAACCUGGGCCACAAAGGCCUACAUUUCAUACAUCACAUCUUGUAGAUGGGCUUGACAAACUGCUCAUACCACACGACAUGCAACCGAACUUAAUUGUGAGCUGUUACAUUAGUGCUUUUUUUUUCUUUGUUUAAAAAUAUAAACAUAAUGUGAAUAUUGCUAUCUAGACUUUUUUGAACGCUUCACAAAUGAUACGGUUAAGCAAAGAAGUACGUAAAAACCAAAUUCACCUAGGGCUGGUUUUGUGUAUCAGAUGGAGUAAUGUUUGGCAUUAUACAGGUGAAAAUUAAAUGUUAGUGGUUAAUAAUUGUUGUUCUGUGUUGUAGAGCCAAAACACCUAUUCAUCAAAUUGGAAGUGCCAUUAAAUUAACUCUUGAGUGUUAAUCACUUCUCUGUCAGAGGAAUUCAUAGUACACAGCUUGGGGAUACUCUCUGGAACAGUUGGGGAUAAAAUGCACCUUACUGAAAUAAUGUUCAGAAUCAAAGUAUGAAGUUUUGGUAGAGAGAGAACCCACUUUAGCCACUGUUUAUACCACAAGACCUCUUUUUUUUGUUUCUGCUGAUAAAAAUGGUAGCAUUUAGCAUAUGUUUUGUGAUUAUACUGAAAUAAUCUUUUUUUUUAUUAUUAAUUGUACUGAAAAUUAAUCAUUACUACUACUGAUAUCAAGGCCUUUGUAUUAACUUUCAAAGUCACAACUCUUAGAUCUCCCAGUCUUCAAUCUGUCCAGCCAAAUUAUAUUUUAGCUUAAACUGUAAUACAAAAAUAUAAGCGAAUAUGAACACUGGAAUAUUAAAAAAUACUAAUAAGGAAAUAUGAUUAAUGGUAUGUUUUAUGAAAAUCAUAACAAAAAAUGAAAAUAUGUGGUUGUAACCCAAAUUCAUUACUUAAUAAGCAUUAAUAUUUUCAUGGUGUGCUAGAAUAUAAACUGGAAGUUCAUGAUUUUGGGUAUAAUUAAAUGGAUUGUGGGCUUCUACAUGCUAAGCAACUUCUUCCCUGUCAAAGAGAAUUUGUGGAGAUUUGUCUUUUUAUGUUCUCUGUACAACAGCAAAAUGAAAAGAGAUUUUUUUUUUUCUUUGUCUUUUAUUUUUAUAUUUGGUGGUUUUUACCUGCCAAAGUUUUAGUACAUAAUUGUUUUAUUGGUGCUCAUCCAUAGCACAAGCUUAAAUCAAGUACUGAAACUGUCUUACAAGCUAAAUGUGUGCAUGUCACCUGGUAUCUGCGCAAAACUCUUUGUACUGUAUGUGUACAGAAAUAAAAACAAAAAAAUCAGCGCUGAA